UUCUGUUACUGGAACGUCGGAGUUUCAUGGAACUUAGUUCCCAACAGAGAAUUGUGGAUCUAGCCUUAAAAAACAGACGGAUACUAUGUUGACAGAUGCAGAGAGCGAGUGUGUGUUUGUCUCUUUGGGUAGGAAGGGUUCAGCUGACUGGGACAUGUCGAUUCCUGGGCUCAGUGGUGUUCGAAGACUACAGCACCGAAGUUAUGUCAAAUCACCGGAUGUUGCGUUUGGACAAUUCCAUUUCUACACGAAUUAUGUUAUUCAAAGUCAAAAUCAGGGCUGAAUUCAUUACGCCCAUUCUGUUGCAAAACGUCUCGUCUGUUGCAACGUUUUGUAACAAACCGUUCACUCCAAACGGAAAACGUUUUGCAACGAAAAGGAUCGUUUCUAUUGGACAAAUUCAUGUAGGUCCCUUCCCAUUUCGUUCUAUUUGCUUUCGUUUGGUUCUUAAAUGGUAAACGAUUUCCGUUGCAAAACGUAAUUAAGAAGCCCCGGAUUAUUUGUUUUUUUUGUUUAAAUUCCGUGAGAGUGACACAAGCAUCCAGGGAGCGCGCUUUGGAGUGGACGUCAGUCACUGCGCGUGCCAGUCAAUCCAACCCUUCCGGACACAGAGAGCGCGCCGCGCAUCCACAUUCCCUCCCGCGAGGAGCGCUCAGCUGUCUUCUCCCGUUCUGUCUCAGCGCCUGGAAUUUUACCUCCCCGGUGCUGUUCACACCUUUCUUCGCCAGCCCCCGGGAAUAACGGGCGACCCGUAGUGCUCUCCGUGGCGAUGGUGUCUGACAUGAUCUGACAGAGGAAGACUGCAGCGAUAGUCUCCGUGGUUAUUAUGGGCUGUGCCCACUGUAAACAGAAAAAGGCUGCAGCCAAGGCGGCUUCAGCCGAGCUGUCUGACCCAUCUCCUAGCAACAGUCCUGAUGGGGUUGUGUCUACAGCAUUGGCCAUGCCCCGUUAUCACCCUGGCCCCACCCACCCGACAAUACCUGACUUCAACAAGCCUUUUGGCUCCGCCUGUUUUCCUAAUACCAACGCACAAACCUGCGUAGGGGGCGUCACAGGUGGAGGUGUAACUCUCUUCAUAGCAUUGUAUGACUAUGAUGCUCGUACUGAAGAUGACCUGUCCUUCCAGAAGGGAGAGAAGUUCCACAUCAUCAACAACACAGAGGGGGACUGGUGGGAGGCCCGGUCGUUGGACACUGGGAAGUCUGGUUAUGUCCCUAGUAACUAUGUAGCUCCUGUAGACUCUAUACAGGCUGAGGAGUGGUAUUUUGGUAAGAUGGGGAGAAAGGAUGCAGAGAGACAACUCCUGGGACUGGAGAACCCCAGAGGAACAUUCCUUAUCAGAGAGAGUGAGACCACCAAGGGUGCCUACUCUCUGUCUAUCCGGGACUGGGAUGAUGGUAAAGGUGACCACGUCAAACAUUAUAAGAUCAGGAAGCUGGACAAUGGAGGAUAUUAUAUCACAACACGCACACAGUUCGACACCGUGCAUCAACUGGUGCAGCACUACACAGAGCGAGCAGCAGGUUUGUGCUGUAGGUUGAUUGGCAGCUGUAGGCGGGGCAUGCCUAAGCUAGCCGACCUAUCGGUGAAGACCAAGGACGUGUGGGAGAUUCCCAGAGAAUCUCUCCAGCUGAUUAAGAAGCUGGGCAACGGGCAGUUUGGAGAAGUCUGGAUGGGCUGUAACGAUGGGCUGUGUUACUUUCUGACCACACCCUGUCCCAAUGCCACGCCCCUCACCCUGGGGCUGGGGCGGGACGCCUGGGAGGUUGCCAGGAAAACGCUGGCCCUAAACAGAAAGUUGGGCCAGGGCUGCUUCGGAGACGUCUGGAUGGGUAUGUGGAACGGCACCACCAAGGUAGCAGUGAAGACAUUGAAGCCAGGCACCAUGUCUCCAGAGGCUUUCCUAGAAGAGGCUCAGAUCAUGAAGAGACUGAGACAUGACAAGCUGGUGCAGCUGUACGCUGUGGUCUCUGAAGAACCCAUCUACAUCAUCACAGAGUUCAUGAGCCAAGGUAGCUUACUGGACUUCCUAAAGGACGGGGAAGGAGGGAAUCUGAAGCUGCCUCAACUGGUGGAUAUGGCUGCUCAGAUAGCGGCAGGCAUGGCAUAUAUAGAGCGUAUGAACUACAUCCAUCGUGAUCUGCGAGCGGCUAACAUUCUGGUCGGGGAAAAUCUGGUGUGCAAGAUCGCUGACUUUGGUCUGGCCAGACUCAUAGAGGACAAUGAGUACACAGCCAGACAAGGAGCCAAGUUCCCCAUCAAGUGGACAGCUCCUGAAGCAGCUCUAUACGGGCGUUUCACCAUCAAGUCUGAUGUGUGGAGCUUUGGUAUCCUGCUCACUGAACUCGUCACAAAAGGACGCGUGCCUUACCCAGGUAUGAAUAACCGCGAGGUCCUGGAGCAGGUGGAGAGAGGCUACAGGAUGCCCUGUGCGGUGGGUUGUCCUGCCUCCCUCCAUGAGCUGAUGGUGCAGUGUUGGCGGAGAGAGGCGGACGAGAGACACACCUUUGAAUACCUGCAGGGCUUCCUGGAGGACUACUUUACUGCUACUGAACCCCAGUACCAGCCUGGAGAGAACCUGUGACCACGCACAUGCACACAGACACAAGUGUGUACACACACACACACACACACACAACCUAUACAUACUGUAAGCUUUAUCUACUAUAUGUUGCUGUCUGUCAGGGCAGAGCAAUCAAACACGAGCUAGAAUUCUUCCUCUCCUCCUAUCUGUGCUCGGCUGCCCAGACCAGCAGAGGAAAGGGACUGUUGUCAGUGUACUAUGCCUUAAUAGCUUUACUGAGUUACCAUGACAACAAGGCUUCGUCUUUAGAUGGAGGUUGGGGGGGUUUAAGGUUAGGGUUAGAUGGGGUUAGGGGUCAAGGUUUGUGGGGCUGUAGGGGACCAGUUUGUGCCUAAAAUCUUUACUUGUGUAAGAUGAUGAUGGUGAUGACUUCACUCCAAUGCUUUUUACUCUCUAAGCAUCUUUCAUGACGUCAAAGUGGAUUUUCUUUCUGCAACCUUUCUUAAACCUGAUAUUGACAACCCCGGUUUUUAAUUUGUUUAUUUAAUGCUUGUAUAUCUACUGUUUGUAUCUUAGCUAACACAUGGGGUCUGUUCAGCAGGGUGCAACGUUUCAGAAUAUUCAGAUAGACAAUCAUAUAUGUUCUAUACAGUAUAUUUUUAUCAGGUAGAAUAGGCGUUUGUACCAGCUCUAUUCGUAAAAUGUCUAUGUGCUAUGUUCUGACUAUUUCACCUCUCUGAAUCCACGCAUGUUCUGUAUACAGCCUUCUGCCAAUGGGAGGGCCAGGCAAAGGGUCAAAUAAAUGCACAGAGGUCGGAGUUGGGACCGUGUGCAGGAGUGUGGGUUUUUAUGAUGAUUUGAACUUUUCUGUUGUUUCAGAUGUUUCUGUGUCUGUGGUAAAGUUCUUUUCCACAAUA
Messenger RNA from Oncorhynchus mykiss (rainbow trout), 3441 nucleotides. RefSeq names its product Yes-related kinase (gene yrk). The record is from RefSeq and is a predicted model, not a curated record. Gene Ontology annotation, biological process: protein phosphorylation. Gene Ontology annotation, molecular function: protein tyrosine kinase activity; protein binding; ATP binding. NCBI's taxonomy places the organism in Eukaryota, Metazoa, Chordata, Actinopteri, Salmoniformes, Salmonidae.